Messenger RNA from Oxyura jamaicensis (ruddy duck), 2478 nucleotides. It is a transcript of the gene NOA1, whose product is annotated as nitric oxide associated 1. Bases 49 to 1926 code for a protein of 625 amino acids. The record is from RefSeq and is a predicted model, not a curated record. The transcript has 7 exons. Gene Ontology annotation, molecular function: GTP binding. NCBI's taxonomy places the organism in Eukaryota, Metazoa, Chordata, Aves, Anseriformes, Anatidae.
CGGCCGCUCAGCCCUUCCCCUUCCCCUGCUCGGCAUCGCGGUGUCGCCAUGCACCGCCCGGGCUGGGCGCUGCUGGCCCGCCUGGCCCGGGCCCGGCCCUGGGUGGCGGCGCAGCGGCGCGGGGCGGCGGUGAGGGACGAGGAGGAGCGGUUCGUCUUCCUCGAGUACGAGCCGCAGCCGGAGCUGGAGGCAGCGAGGAGCGAGGCGGCGGCAGCGGAGCACCGCCGAGGGCCGGCGGCGGGCAGGGAGCGGCGGGCGGCGGUCGCGGCGCCCCCGGGGCGUCCCGACCCGGCGGUGCCGCCGAGCGGGGUGAGCUGCUCGGGCUGCGGGGCCGAGCUGCAGUGCCGCGACGGAGGGGAGCCCGGCUUCGUGCCGGCGGACAAGUACCGGAGCCUGACGGAGGGCCCCGAAGGGGUCGCGGGGCUGCGGGGCGCCGUCUGCCAGCGCUGCUGGCUGCUGGCCCACCACGGCCGGGCGCUGCGGCUGCAGCUGCCCCCGGAGCAGCACCGGCAGGUGGUGAGCGCUGCCCUGCGCCGCCCGUCCAGGCACGGCCGCGGACCGCUGCUCCUCUACCUCCUGGACGUGCUCGAGCUGCCCGACCCCGUGCUGCCGCAGAUACCGGCGCUGCUGGACCCCGACGUCCCCGCUGCCGGGCUGCUGGUGGUGGGCAACAAGGUGGACCUGCUGCCCGCCGACUCCGCCGGGCACCUGGGACGGCUGCGGCAGCGGCUGGAGGCGGCCUGCGUCCGAGCCGGCCUGCGGAGAGGAGGUCUGCUGGUGGACGUCCGGCUGGUGAGCGCCAAGACGGGCUUCGGCCUCGAGGGGCUGGUCAGCCGGCUGCAGCGCUCCUGGAAGUGCACCGGGGACGUCUACCUGCUGGGAGCCACCAACUCGGGCAAGUCGACGCUCUUCAACGCCCUGCUGCACUCCGACUACUGCAAGUCCCGUGCCCCCGACGUCGUCAACAGGGCCACUGUCUCGCCGUGGCCAGGAACAACAUUGAACCUAUUGAAAUUUCCAAUUAUUAAUCCGACGUGUGACAGGAUAUUCCGAAGGCAGGAGAGGCUGAAAGAAGAGGCAUUGAAAACAGAAGAUCAGCUAAGCAGUGAAGAAAAACGGUACCUUAAUCACCUUAAAAAGCAAGGUUACUUAGUGGGAAGAGUUGGAAGAACAUUUCAACGUCAGAAUUCUAGCCCUCUGAUUGAGUUUGACCCUGACAUGCUCUCAUACAGCAUAGAUGAAGAUCCCAGCCAUUCACACAGGAAGCCUAAGGAAAGAGAAGAGUUCACAUACAAUGAAGUGAAGGAUGCUCGCUGGUGUUUUGAUACUCCAGGGAUUGUAAAGGAAAACUGUGUUUUGAAUCUCCUGACAGAGAAAGAAGUAAAGCUGGUUAUGCCAACAAAAGCCAUCAUUCCACGGACCUUCAUUCUCAAGCCAGGAAUGGUCUUGUUUUUAGCAGCUUUGGGACGUGUUGACUACUUGCAGGGAGAAAAGCCUGCCUGGUUUUCUGUUGUGGCUUCUAACCUGUUGCCAGUCCACAUUUCUACCCUGAGUAAUGCAGAUGCUCUCUAUGAGAAGCACGCUGGCCAAGAGUUUCUAAAGGUUCCCAUGGGUGGGAAAGAGCGAAUGAAAGAGUUUCCCCCACUUGUCCCCCAGGACAUUACACUGAAGGGAGUUGGUACCACUGAGGCAGUUGCGGAUAUCAAACUUUCCUCUGCAGGCUGGGUGACAGUGACAGCUCACCAGGAAGAGGAACUGCUGCUCCGAGCCUACACUCCCAGGGGCACCGAGCUGGUAGUGCGGGAGCCUCCACUUCUACCAUAUAUCAGUAGCAUCAGAGGGGCCCGGAUUGCAGGUACUGCUGCCUACAGGACCAAAAAGCCACCUGCCUUGGUGGAAAAUCUGAAAACCAUGGAGAACAAAUAGCACUUUUCAUCAUCUGGGCAAGACAGGAGACAGAACAGCCUUUGGAGAACCUUGUUGCCUGUUGAUGUUCAACUGACUGACCUGUUCUGACUGACCUGUGAGUAUCAGGGAGCAACUCCUUUCCUUGUUCCCUCUUGAAAUACAGGAUGGAACUCAGCUGCUAGCCCUGGGCUGACUUUGCUGCUCAAAGAGUAGGUCUUUUCUUGCAGGUCAGAAACUAUUACCUGGUUUUCAUGGACUUUAUGUUGCUUUCAAAGAUGAGGAUGUGGAGAGGGGAAGGGAGUGCUCUGGUGUGGGUAUGAUACUCUCAGGAGCUGACAGUAAUUCAAUAUUACUGACCAAAAAUCAGGCCCUCUCAGUCCUUCAACAUCUGGGGCAGACUGGUGAGUGCAAUGCCUUAUUUCUGGACACAGGAAAAAUGAAUUAACAAAAAGCACGUCUGCUCAGGUGCCUGACAAAAACUUUUACAACACACAGCUUGGAUUUGGUUUCUGUACCUUGUAUAAAUAUUUCUGAAACUGAGGGUGUAUAAUAAAAACCUUUUAGAGACUU